Molecule: messenger RNA, 1029 nt
Organism: Colletotrichum destructivum
Lineage: Eukaryota; Fungi; Ascomycota; Sordariomycetes; Glomerellales; Glomerellaceae
Exons: 1
Coding region: 1-1029 (342 amino acids)
Source: RefSeq, a predicted model, not a curated record
AUGAGGUUGUUCAGCAUCGUUACGAUAGCAGCAGCAGUAACGGCAGGCCUACGCAUAGGACCUGUGCGACAUCGACAACUACAAGAGCAAAUACAACAGAAACAACAACAACAACAACUGGAGGGCAGACAGCUCCUUGAUGCCACGUCCUUCAUAGCCGAACUCCCAACCGGCCAACCUCAGGCGGACUCGACUUCAACAACAGCGCCGGUUGCAACUACGCCUCCGCCACCACCUCCUCCUCCUCCUCCUCCGCCUCCUCCUUCUCCUCCUCCACCUCCUCCGCCGCCAACAACAACCUCGACAUCGACGACGACCACAUCAACAAGAGUACCGCCGCCACCGCCGCCGCCACCACCACCACCGACUUCUACUACACGUCCUCCGCCUCCACCCCCGCCACGAACGACAGCAGCGAGGGCUUCAACUUCAGCUGCCCCUCCUCCUCCUCCGCGAACAACUGUCAGAACAACUUCAGUUGCAGCGCGUCCUUCCUCCCCUCCUCCUCCUCCUCCUCCACCACCACCAUCGACAACGCAGCGUUUGCAGUCCACAACCGCUCCACCACCAGUCUUCUCAGCUCCUCCGCCACCGCCGUCAUCGUCGACAACGUCAACCCCUGCCGCCGCGAUGUCGUCAAGCACGGUGCCCAUCGCCCUGCCGGCCAGCACCACCGGCGCUGCCCCCGGCCAGACGCUGCCCCCCGCGCAGGGAGCGGCACCGCCGCAGCAGCCCCCCGUCCAGCGGCUCGUCGACCCGGCCGCGGGCAUUUUCAUCGGCGGCGACCCGACCAGCAACAUCGACGUGCCCGUGACGUUCCUCUUCCUGCUGCUCUUCGCCGCCGGCGCGUACACGCACAUCCGCAUCUACCGCGCCAACGCCAAGCGGGGCCACAAGUUCCUGCUGUCGGACCUCAUGUUCGACUUCUGCAUGGUCAGGAGCGUCACGUGCAUCAUGCGCAUCGUCUGGGCCUUUGAGAAGACUCGCGUCGUCAUCCUCGUGGCGCUCAUUGUCCAGUUUGGAGGGUAA